This is a messenger RNA of Linum tenue, 807 nucleotides long. The record is from the annotation of a GenBank genome assembly. NCBI's taxonomy places the organism in Eukaryota, Viridiplantae, Streptophyta, Magnoliopsida, Malpighiales, Linaceae.
AUGGCACUGAUGCACAUGACAAAGAGAAAGAGGAUGAAACGCAGGAGCGCAGUCCCUCAUCAGUACCUGACCGAUCUCCCUCGAGCUCUUCUGGAAGAGGUUCUAUCCCACGUCGCCUCGAGCUCCAUAACCAAUCUCUUCAACGCCAGGCGAGCCUGCAAGUCCAUGUUCGAAGCUUCCUCGCAGCGCUGCGUGCUGGAGCACGCCGCCGUGCUGGAGAAGUUCCCCUACAUCAACUGGCGCAAUCGGCGCAGUUCCUCGUCUUUCCUCCAUGAGUGCAUGGAAAGCGGCAAUCGAGAAGCGUUGUUCUGCACCGGGAUGGCAGAGUACUUUUCCACCCCGGAAACGACGGAGUCUGGGAUUCGCUGCCUGAGAGCUGCGGCCGCGAAGGGUCACGCCGAAGCGAGGUACGUCUGUGGGAUGAUCCUCUUGUGCUUUGCCGGAGGAGACGACGACGCGAGGAAGGAAGGGUUGGGGUUUCUCGAGGGUUUGAGGCGAUCGGAUACCGUAAGGAAGUGUAGAAAGACGGUGGAGUCUGUAAUGGAGCACUUGUUGUGGGUGAACGGCGAUGGCCGUGGCCUGGCAGGGAGGUGCUGGAUGGGGAAGGACGUCCGGCGUGGAAGUUGCAGGUGCGUUGAGAGAGAAGACUUGAAGUGUUUCAGCAGGAAUCCGGACUUCUUAUGGCUGCGGAGAGAGGAACAAGUGUUGGAAAUCGUCGAGAGUCGGCUGUGUGAUCUCUGUUUUUGGGACUAUGAAGUGCCCGUGUUUUGCAACAAGUUGGGGCCGCUCAAUGUGUUUCUUUUGUGA